AUGCUUCGGGGUCAGAAAAGUAAGCUCCAUACCCGUGAGAAACGCCGCCAGGCUCAAGAAGAACCUGAGGGUGUGAAGGGUGCUCAAGCUAUUGUAGCAGAGAAAGAAAAUUCCCUCUCUUUUUUGUCUCCUCAUUUCAAGGAAAAUCCCCAGAGGUCAUCUGCUACUGGAACACCCAGCGAUCAGCAAGAGCCAGGGAAAGCCCCAUCCACCACUGCUGCUGCAGCAGCUGCUUCAUCCACAAGAUCUAAUGAAGGCGCCAGCAGCCAAAUUGAGGAAAGGCCAAAUGCUUCACAGGCCCAGGCUUCCACUGAGAACAGGGAAAGAAGCCCUGUAGAAAAGAAGGCUAUGAUGCUGGUCUGUUACCUGCUGUACAAGUAUCAAGUGAAUGAGCCCGUUACAAAGGCAGAUAUGCUGAGAAAUGUGAUCCAAAAGGAUAAGAACCACUUCCCUGAGAUCCUGAGGAGAGCCUCUAAGCGCCUGGAGCUGAUCUUUCACCUUGACGUGAAAGAAGUCGAUCCCAACAGGAGCCUCUACGUCCUCGUCAACAAACUGGAACUAAGCUGUGAUGCAAGAGUGAAUGACAACACAGGCAUGGCCAAGACUGGCCUCCUGAUGACGGUUCUGGCUGUGAUCUUCUCAAAGGGCAGUUGUGCCACUGAGGAGCAUGUCUGGGAAGUGCUAAAUAUGAUGGGAGUAUAUGAUGGGGAAGCAUUUCAUCUAUGGGAACCCAAGAAGCUUCUCACCGAAGAUUUGGUAAAAGAAAAGUACCUGGAAUAUUGUCAGGUGCCCAAAAGUGAUCCUCCAAGCUAUGAAUUUCUGUGGGGUUCAAGAGCUUACACUGAAACCAGCAAGAUGAAAGUUCUUGAGUUUUUGGCCAAGAUCCAUCAGACCAUCCCUAAUGCCUUCUCACUGUUGUAUGAAGAGGCUCUGAGAGAUGAAGAGGAGCGAGCCCACGCCAGAGUUGCAGCUAGGGCUCGAACUGCUGCCAUGGCCAGUGCUCGUUCUAGGGCCAUUUCCAGCAGCUUUUCCUGCCCCAAGUGA
Molecule: messenger RNA, 1044 nt
Organism: Cynocephalus volans (Philippine flying lemur)
Lineage: Eukaryota; Metazoa; Chordata; Mammalia; Dermoptera; Cynocephalidae
Product: melanoma-associated antigen B10-like
Exons: 1
Coding region: 1-1044 (347 amino acids)
Biological process (GO): negative regulation of transcription by RNA polymerase II
Cellular component (GO): nucleus
Source: RefSeq, a predicted model, not a curated record